AUGCGGAUUCCCUCUAGAAUAGCUAGUCAGAAUCUUGCGAGAAUAAUAUAUACCAAUAGUGUGUCAACAUUAAGAACAAUCCCUCGAACCAAUUCUUUAUUGCCCAUCGUAUAUCCAACAAGAAAUAUAUCAUCAUUCACGAAGAAAAUAAAGAAAGCUUUAUUUGUAGAUGAAUCUAUCAAGAAAGAAAAUCCUGUUGUGAAUCGAUGUUACAACGAAAUCAAAGAAUAUGUUGAUAAUGAACUGAUGGAUCCAAAUCUAAAAGCGGAAAUGAUACAACAAAAUAUUGCAUCAUUAUUACAUGAAAAUAUGACUAGGAAUGAAUUUUUCAAAGUUCUUGAUUUGGCAAUCCUUCAUCUUCAAGAGCUAUCUAGAAAUAAUGAUAUAGAAUUGUUACCGUUGGAAUCUUCAACCAUAUUAUUUGAAAAAGUAUCAGAUAUGAUUCUAUCUGAACAAGAACAAGGUAGAAAACCUCAUCUUCCAACCUUUAUUCGUAUUGUAAUUAGUCACUUACUCAAAAAUGUAAAUAAUUUGCCACAUUCCACCUUGCUUGCUUUAGUUGAUUUAGGAUCUCAAUUAGAAAGUUUCAAAUUAGCCUUACAAAGUUUGGUGUUUGCCAAGGGUGAACAACUUCCAGAAAACUUCUCCACUUUACUAGUUGAAUAUUUUAAACGGAAAGGAAGGCUCUCCUUGGAAGUAUUUGAGGAACUUGUCUUGCUCCUGGAACAUGAACCAAAACUAGUUGAUGAGGGAAUAAUUUCCAGUUUGAAGCUGUAUAUCGAAACUUUAUAUGAAGAUGCAGCUCCAGAGACACAUUGCUAUAUUGAUUUAGAACGUAAUAUCGAUAGAGUGCACAUGCUAGUCACUAACUUAACCGAACAACUUUCAUUGGAGAAAAUCUCCAUGAAGGCAGUCUUGAUGUUAUUUAGGUUGAAUUAUGAAUUACUAGCAAUCAACAACCACCAAGAAUCUGAAAAACAACUUAACAGAAUAUUAGAUUAUUUAGUUGAUCCACCUACAGACCAGAAAUUUUCAGAUGUCAACGACAUAAUAUUUGAACAGAACUUGGAUGAUGAAGCAUUAGCAGAGGCUCUCUUGGUAUCAGCUUGGUCUUCUUUGAAGUAUCAUAGUUUGGCUCAAUCUAUAACGCUCUUUAUUCUCGGUGAUCUGAUCAAGUUUUCUCCUGAAUUACGUCUUCAAGCAUGUGCAUAUCCAAAAAUUCACGAAGAUCUAACUGAAGUUCAAGCAUUUGAAACUAUGACUGAAAUUAUGGAUACUUUCGAAAAUGAUAUACUGGAUAGAUCUCAUUGUUUUGAUAGAAUAAUACAAGCAGCUCUGACUUCGCCAAGCAUCGAACCCAAUGGGAAAUUUGUUGAAUUACUAACUGGCUAUUUUGCUGAAGAAUAUUUGAUUGAACCUUCCAGAAAGUCCUUCAAAUAUCGAAUCGACAGAGCAUUACAACAAAAUGAAGUUAGCGCGGCCGUGGAUAUUUAUUCUGCAAGUAUUGAAAAUGGAAAUACAUGGACUGCAGAAGCCCAAGACCCAACUAUAUUUAAAACAUUGAAUGAUUUAAUAGUUGAAGUAACCAAUGGUUCAGUGGAGGAUGAAGAACAUUGGGUAGCAAUCUAUCAAUCUGUUAGUGCCCAAGCACAAUCUCCGCUUAACGUAGAAGCGAUUACUAAUGUAGUAGCUGCCUAUUUAAAGACGGAUGCUAUAGCCGAAGCAGAUCAGUGUAUGCACAAGAAUUUGCCCGAAAUUAAUCGUGAUACGAUAUACAGGUUGCCUAGUGACAAGCAAUAUGGUUACAAGUACCGAAAGCUUUUUGACGUUAUCCAUGAUUUCAUUAUCACUUACAAGGGUAGACCGGAGAAAGCUUGGUAUUUCUAUGUCGCCUUGAAUGAAUUUUUCUUCCUUUCACAUGAAACUAUCUUACCAGCUUUGAAAUUCUUUUGUGAUAAUGGUUUAUUAAGUUCCGCUCUUACUAUAUUGAAAACUGUUGUGGAAAGAUCGCAAAUGCACGGAAAACAUCCAAACUUGCCACCAACUCGUGAAAUGUAUAUGUAUUUACUUACUGAAUUUGGUAAUAAAUUAUACGAGCAAGGUGUUCUCGACAUUCAUGAAAUUAUCAAAAUGGAUGUUAAUCUUCUAGAACUGGACAUUGAACUUGAAAAUUGUAUCCUCAAUGCUUAUGCCAAUUUACAAGAUAUCACCAGAGCCAGACGUUUGUUCCUUUCAAUGAGUACAAAGCCAAAAGAAGCAGGUGGAAUUAACGAAGAAUCUGUGCAAAUUAUGGUCAAAGCCUAUUCAUACAAUGAUAUUCAUCAUGUUCAAGAUUUCUUUGAAGAUUUGCCUCAAUUUGGUGUGGUACCAAAUUAUGCCAUUUACAGACAAUAUUUGAUUGCUUAUGUUUAUCAUGGGUUUGCUGAGAGAGCAAUUGAAGUAGCUGAAGAAAUGCCCAAGUAUGAUUUGGAGGUAUCGGGAGAUGCGUUGAUUUGUAUGUAUAAUUAUUGUGCUUCCAAGCACGGACAGCAAUUAAUUGCUGAUUGGGCAGAAAAGAAACAUCCAAAAGAGUGGGCAAAUGUGGUCGAGUCAGGGUUAUUAAUUGAAUCAUCUGGAUAUAGGGCCGAUGAAAGUGUCAUCGCAGCAAGUUCAUCUGAUGAAAUCAAGUUGUUGAACGAGUAA
Molecule: messenger RNA, 2682 nt
Organism: Hemisphaericaspora subhashii
Lineage: Eukaryota; Fungi; Ascomycota; Pichiomycetes; Serinales; Debaryomycetaceae
Exons: 1
Coding region: 1-2682 (893 amino acids)
Molecular function (GO): protein binding
Source: RefSeq, a predicted model, not a curated record